Pecten maximus is the source of this 3495-nucleotide messenger RNA. Its product is annotated as delta(14)-sterol reductase TM7SF2-like. Gene Ontology annotation, molecular function: oxidoreductase activity, acting on the CH-CH group of donors, NAD or NADP as acceptor. The record is from RefSeq and is a predicted model, not a curated record. Gene Ontology annotation, cellular component: endoplasmic reticulum membrane; nuclear inner membrane. Lineage: Eukaryota; Metazoa; Mollusca; Bivalvia; Pectinida; Pectinidae. Gene Ontology annotation, biological process: sterol biosynthetic process. The transcript is spliced from 11 exons. Bases 113 to 1675 code for a protein of 520 amino acids.
CGAAUUGUGAAGUGAACCAACCAGCAAGAAGCCCGCCAAGCGUCGUCUAUCGCGUCCAUUGCAGGAAGCGGAUUUCGAAUUGUUUUUAGCUGUAGACUGAAAAGACUGAAUCAUGGCUUCAGUAAAGGAAGCCAAGUCACCAGGGAGGUCCUCAAGGACAGCGUCCAAAUCAAAGUCCAGGAGUCGCAGUCGAAGUCGCAGUAGGAGCCGUUCUAGAGGACGCACUUCCUCAGCAUCUCGCAAACGCAAGCCUACAACCCCUAAACCAAAACAAGAGAACAUGGAGUCAAACUCACCAGCUAGAACAAAAGCCAGAACCCCUGAAAGGGCUGCGACUCCCACCAGAAAGUCAGCACGUCUUCAGAACCUGAAUCUUGCCCCAGAGGAAAGGAAGCCAGUGAUAUUUGAGCCAUAUUUAGAUGAGGAGAAACGUGUUCCCCGUACUAAGAAGACAGAGUUCGGAGGGGCCAUUGGUGCAUUUUUCAUGAUCUUUGGCCUCCCAGUCACAGUUUACUUUCUGAACUUUGUUUGCACCCAGAACAAGUGCAAACCGUACCUACCUGUUAUACCAUUGGACUGGCAGAGUUACUUUGACAUUCAGGCUGCUGCCAUAUACCUCGGCUGGAUGGCCUUCCAGGCUCUACUGUACAUGGUACCUGUUGGCCCAGUAGUCAUGGGGCAGCCACUCCGUUCUGGUCAGCGACUCAAGUACAGAUGUAAUGGUUUCAUCUCACUUUGUAUAAGCCUUGUUGCCUUUGGUGCUGCUGUCUACUUCAAACUUCCUGUUGGUAUUGUACUGCAGAAGUUUACUCAGCUCAUCACCACAGGAGUUGUCUUCUCUUUAGUCCUCAGCAUCAUCCUUUAUGUGAAUGCGAGGAGAGGAUCAAACAACAAGUUGGCACCUGGAGGAAAUACAGGUAAUUUUCUGUAUGAUUUCUUCAUUGGUCAUGAGUUGAAUCCUCGAGUUGGUAGUUUUGACCUCAAGUUUUUCUGUGAGCUGCGACCUGGUCUAAUUGGCUGGCUUAUGCUGAACCUCGUGAUGCUGACUGAGCAAUAUAACAAGCAAGGGGCUCUCCCUCCAGCACUUACCAUGGUCGUGGUGUUCCAGGCUGUCUAUGUGGCUGACGCUCUUUGGUUUGAGGAUGCCAUUUUGACAACCAUGGACAUCAUUCAUGAUGGUUUUGGAUUCAUGCUUGUGUUCGGAGACCUUGUUUGGGUGCCAUUCCUCUACGGUCUACAGACACGCUACCUGUCACUGUAUGGUGUUAAAAUGGAAUGGUACUGUCUGGUCUUCAUCGGCAUCCUCAACUUGAUCGGCUACUACAUAUUUAGAGGAAGUAAUUCUCAGAAGAAUGAAUUCAGGAAGAACCCAUACAAUCCAGCUCUAGCCCAUCUUGAGACAAUCCCAACAGCAUCUGGCAAGCGUCUGCUGGUGUCUGGAUGGUGGGGACUGUGCCACAAACCGAAUUACCUAGGAGACAUCCUUAUGGCUACUGCCUGGUCACUGACAUGUGGGUUUUCCACACCAGUCGUUUACUUCUAUCCUGUGUACUUCACUAUCCUGCUGAUCCACAGAGAAUACCGUGACGCUGAACAAUGCCAUAAGAAAUACAAGGCCAGCUGGGACCGUUACUGUGAACGAGUGAAAUACAGAAUAUUCCCAUAUAUUUAUUAGUCUUACCAGUACAUGAAGUUGUUUAUUACCUACCAUUAGAAUACUCCACAGCAUUUCUUUUUUGUAUGUAUUAGUAUAUAAUACAUAUUCAGUUAUUUUCCUUUUGGUGUAUUUUGUUAGGUUUUUUGUUUUGUCAAUCUGUCAUGCACAUGAAAUUUUGUUUUUGGCAAAUAUUUUAGAUUAUUUUACUUUUAAAAAUGUUUCUUGUUGAAAUUGAUACAUUAGAUUUUCGUUUAAGACAAAAAUGCAAUAACACUGUGUAGUAAAUGUUCAGUGCGUUGUUUUAAUACUGGUGUCUGUGGAAAUCAUUUUGCCAUUUUCCUGAUUGUAGAAAAUGUUCAUUGACUCUCUGCAAAUCAUAAUUUCAUUGUUGUAUUUUUGUGUUUAUUUCUUUUUAAUUGUGGAUUAUUUUUAUUAUGGUUUACAAAAAUAGUGCCUUUCCUGAAAAAAACACUGCUUUUCCUUUUUAGAUAACUGCAAGUCACAUUUCACAAAACAAGUGAUUUCGUCAUAAUUUGUGUGAAAAAUAGUUUUCCAUGACUACUUAUUUUACAUAUAAUUAUCUGUAUUGAAAUAUCUUCAUGUCAAUCAAUGAUUACUAUAUUAAAAAACUAAAACCUAGUCAUUAUGAGAUAGUGUACACACAGGAAGUGUACACACAGGGGUGAUUUACAAAACUGCUUUUACAAUGGAAUAGGUUCUAUAUACCGUAAUCAAGAGUGAAAAUGAUGAAAAUCUGAAAUGUUAUUUCACUAUAUUAAUAUCGCAUGUUCAGACAACUUUUAUUUAGAUGGGGAGAGGAUAUUAGAGUUUUUAUAAUGCAUACUGUUUGUUGUAUACAGGAACAAGUUCGUAGCUGAAUCAGUGAAUAACAAAAAUUAUCCUAAGAUUAUUCUUCAAUCAUGAUAGCUAAUCCAGAUAUGAAUAUGUAUAAAUAGGAAGGCACUUACAACACAGCAUAGGUGUGAACAGUUGUCAUUGUUUACAAGACAGCUUUUUUUUAGAUAAUGAAAUAUUUUAACUGAAUGGAUAACUUGUAACUUGGGUGAUUAUGAAUAGUCAUGUAUUGCACAGCUCAGACUGCAACACAACAUUCUUAGAAAAAUUACAGUCUUAUUUCUGCAAGAUCUCUUCAUUGAGUAUGACACGACAAAAGAGAACAAAAACAUCUGAGUGUGAUUUCUGGCUAUAUUGUAAAAUCCUGUAUAUAUAAGAAUCACUAAUUUACAAGAGAUUGCUGGAUGUAAAUGUGUAGUAUGUACAUAGUCCCAGCAGUGUAAUGCAGUGUCCUGUAUAUAGAAUGGUGUUUGUACAGAAGUUGUAGCUUUUAGAAUGUAUAUAAUUUGCUAGAGGUUGGAAUGAAUCGGCCUAUAAGCCAUUGAUAGAGGUCCAAUGCUUGAAGUAAACGUGUUUUAAGGAUUCUACUGUAAAUUGGGAUGUUUUGACAUGAAUAUUCUGACACAUAAAUGUAAAUAGCAUACUUAGUUUAAAUAAGUGGGUCGGAAUCAGUAUUCUGAAAAUUAAAUGUCAUAUACUUAGCUUACAAGAAUUUGUUUUUGUGAAAAUUUGGCAUCUUGACCCAGCUUCAAAGAAAAAAAGAAGAAGAAAAGGUUUAUAUAACUGUGUCCAAAAUAUUCCAAUUUACAAUAAAUAAGUUUGUUAAAUGUUUAAAAUAAUGAAACAUUGACAAUGUUAUUUUUAUAUUAUUAAAAAUAAAGUUCCAGAUAAAAUUGAGUGUAUUGACCAAAACAUGUCUGUAUGAAGACAGUCCCAUGAUAAUAUAUUCCAGAAAUACAGCUUGAUAUCACAAUAUUGCUUUA